UUACCCUGUACCACGCAUCCGGUUAAAUAAUAGUCAUCCGAACGCUGAUGUCCUCCACCCGUUCCACCGCUCCCGUCGCCACCAGCGCCUACGGCACCCGUAGCAACACGAAGGCACCACCCCGCCUGCUGCGCCAACGACCACCUGUGGACGAGGGCCCGCCUGGGAUCAACCCCGACGAGCCCGCAGCGACGCUCUCAGACUUCGGACACCGCCACUACGUCGGCGUCGACACCGCCCGUCUCCACCGCACCAACCUCUUCCGACCCGGGCUCGCAGCAGCCUUGCUCCGGCACCACCGGAACUGCCGUGUCGAACGUCUCGGACCCGGAACCCAGCACCGAUGGCCUCGUGCAGGCUGUAGCAACCGGCCCCGGUCGCCCUGGCUCCCCUCUGGACAGUCCUCCCGCGGCAGGCACCGAAGGCCCAGCAACGUCGUUUGCACCACGAAACUCCCCGACCGAUGUACCCCCUCCCGGUCGCCCCUCCCAUGUCCCCCCUUACCCCGGCUCCGCCGUCUUCCCUCCUGUUGCCUCGUCGACCUCAACGACACCACCUGCGGCGUCAUACGCCUCCAUGCUACGUUCAUUG
This is a messenger RNA of Aphanomyces invadans, 591 nucleotides long. RefSeq lists its product as hypothetical. The annotation marks the transcript as partial. The transcript has a single exon. The record is from RefSeq and is a predicted model, not a curated record. Lineage: Eukaryota; Oomycota; Saprolegniomycetes; Saprolegniales; Verrucalvaceae.